AUGAACCGCCUUACUAAAGCUGUUUUUGUUGCAACUCUCACUGUUGCCCUCAUUGCCUCUUAUGCUGCUGCCACCAUCACUGUCGUCACUCCGACAAGGCCAUUAUUUAUCGGUGUCUCAUAUUUUAUCACCUGGAGCGUGAGUGAUCCUGCACCCACAACUUUAGGCAUUAUUGAUAUACGUAACACGGACAACAAUAAUAUCACCAUGAUAGACGACAAGGCAAAUCUUACCAACCCCACUCACAAUAAAGCAUGGGUAGUUAACGUUAUACCCGGCAACUAUUUCUUUGAGAUUAAUGAUGGUAGCGCUACUGUAAACUCUGGUAUAUUCCAAGUUAUUGAUCGCAACUCUUCUUCUUCGGAUGUCCCUGCCCCUACUGGAGGCAACACUGGAGCUGCUACUACGCCUGCUUCUCCUACCACUACUGGAGGUAACACUGGAGCCACAACCGCUGCUACUACUACUACGCCAUCCAAAAGCGGGGCGUCAAUUCUAAGAUCCAAUUUAAUAGGUUUAUUCGUCGGUCUUGGAGUAGUGGCUUUGGUGAUGAUUCAGCUUUUCUAA
This is a messenger RNA of Acaulospora morrowiae, 567 nucleotides long. NCBI's taxonomy places the organism in Eukaryota, Fungi, Glomeromycota, Glomeromycetes, Diversisporales, Acaulosporaceae. The record is from the annotation of a GenBank genome assembly.